AUGGAACGCAUAAAGCACAAGACCAGACUACCUACAGCGAAUGUUAAUAAAAGUUUGCCUGAGACACCAGAAGCUCCUUCCAAGUCACCGCCACCCAAUGAUAUGCCAACAUCUCAACCCCAAGUUUUUACUUCCUCAACAGUCGGAUCAAGCACGGUGCAACAUCAGUUUCAUGAAAACAGUACCCCACCAACUGCUGUGAUGCAGCCACUAAUAACGGAAGAUGACAUACAAGCGUACUAUAGUAGAUUGAUCAACUAUGAAUUCAGAAACUUGCAACUAGACUCGGAAGUAAAAUCAAAGUCCUUAUUCGAUCUAAUAGAUUAUUGUGAAUUCCAGUACGAAACAUCGAAUGUCCAACUUCAAAUGGGGGCAACAGACCCUAAUGCCACUUUGAAGGGAAUCAAAACCUACAUAAAGGGUUAUCUUGUUUUCAACUACUUUAUAAACAGUUUUAUCAUAGUGCAUUUUAAAGGCUUUGAUAUGUUUAUUGAAAACAAUGAGCAAGAUUUUAUAAUAUACUUGAACAUUUUUGCAUUCUACAACUCAAACGAGUAUUUUCGAAAUGGAAAUUAUUCUAUUCAGUCUGAAGAUUUGCGAGAGUAUGUGAAGAAGUAUCUUGUUGAUAAGAACUUAUUAAGCUUCAACAUUGAGGAAUUGUACUCUUGGCUUAACGAGUAUAUUGCGUAUUUGAAAGAAAAAGACAAGUCAGCAGAAGAGCAAGCUUCAGUGUCCUCAUCAAGCUCAUCAUUUUCAUUUGUUGAAGAGGCGUAUGCUACACCAGACCUUCGCCAAUCAACACAUUCUAGAAAUUCAUCUAUAACCUCAGAAAAUGAGUUUAAGCAGAAGUUUCCCUCUAUCAAAAGAGUCGACUCACCUCCUUCAGAGUUUAUACCAAAACAAAUACCACCACCAAUACCGACACAGUUGCCACCUAGUUUGCUUGAAUCAAUGCCAGACCUUCAAUCUGUGUCUCCAAAUGCAUCUCCACCGUCGCCUACACCAACACCCCCAAGUCCUCCCCCACAUCGAGUUUCCACAGCCGAAUAUCCUAUUUCAAGAAAUGCAUUCAUGACGAAGGAAAACAAUCAAAGCACUUAUCCCGUUCAAGACAAAGUCCUAGGUACAGCGGUUUCCCCAGAAGAACAAGUUUAUUUUCAACCAAAGUCAUAUAGCAGACCCAAGAACGAAGUUCCAGAUGGUUAUCUACGCCCGACAGACUACACGAAGACCAAAAUGUACCAUAAAUCAAAUAACCUAGUCUCUUCCAACGGUUACGUGAAUGGUUACGACCAGAGACUUGCACAAAGUCAUCAAAUCGACCCACAAGUGGUUCAAGGCGGUAAUGCGCAUUUCCCAACACAAGCACCACCACCACCACAACCUAUUUAUCGCCAACCAAUGCAACCAAUACCCUACCAACAAUAUCCUUAUUACCAACAACCAAAUCAACCGAUUCAUCAUGUUCAAAAUACUCAGCCCCAAAUGUAUCCACCGCCAGCACAUUAUAACAAUACAUAUUCCCACGUUCCUGCACACGUUGUACAACAGCAAGAACAAAUAAAGCACCAAAAACAUUCACUAUUAAAGGAAUACUCCGUGUGUGGGUUGAGGAAUUUUGGCUCGUCAUGCUACAUCAAUUCCACUAUUCAGUUAUUGUUUGGUGUUUACCCUUUUAAGUCUAUUUUCAACCACGGAUAUCAGAAGUAUGUAAAGGAUCCCAAGUAUUUAAGAAUUUUAGCCAAGCCCAAUAGUCACACCAAAGAAUCUGUCCUAUUAAGUGAGGCCAUAGCUGGACUUUUGAGAACUUUCCAGCAGAACGGAGGCGUGUCGGUUUCUCCCACCAAGUUUAUUCGAGUCACCUCGUUACUAAAACCCGAUUUUAAUAUUCCACAUGAACAGCAAGACGCACAAGAAUUUUUGCUAUUUGUUUUGGAAAGAUUACAUGAAGAGUUGGCAGAUAAACGACAAGAUAACUACGACCCGGAGUUGUCUGUCCAGAAAUGGAAGAUAAAUAUCAACAUGGAAAAUAAAGACAAGUACAUGGAGUGGUGCAAAUCAUUACACAAGCAUGAAGGCAGCUCCCCAAUCACGGAUUUGUUCCAGGGCCACUUGCAGAACAAAUUGAAGUGUAACAAAUGUGGGUAUGAAUCAGUCAGCUAUUCUCCUUUUAGCAUUUUGUCGUUGCCUAUACCAAACAAUUACAAAAAUGAAGUCAACUUAAGCGACUGUUUGCGAUACUAUAUCCAAGAUGAAGUAUUAUCGGGAGAGAAUGCAUGGCAUUGUCCAAAAUGUAACGGUGAGGUCCAGACAUUAGAAAACCACCCAGUUUUUGAAAAUAAGCGAUCAGGUAUUUUCAAGCUAGGCGGGAAGAAAAAACACACCAAGAGCCAACAGGCAUCAAACAACAGUAUUAAUACGAUCUCUACCAAGAGUAUCAACUUUGUCAAGUUACCAACAAUCUUAUUCAUUCAUUUGUCCCGCUUUUCCAUGUAUAAUUUAACAGAUAAAUUAGAUACCAUGAUUAGAUACCCUUUAUUGUUAAAAUUUAACAACCAAGGCCACGAGAUAGUGUACAAGUUAUCAGGGUUGAUCAACCAUUUUGGUAAUUUGAAGAGUGGACACUAUACUUCGUUAGUUAAUAAGUCGACGGUCCAUGAGAAGUUACAGAACUCAGAUAAUUUGAAACGGCCAUGCUGGUGCUUGUUUGAUGAUGAGCAUGUUCGUUCAAAUUUGGUACACGGAGCCUUAAACCCUCCACAUGAUGAAUUGGUGUCUAGAGAUGUUUAUGUUUUGUGUUAUGAAAGAAUAGAUGUAUGA
This is a messenger RNA of Candida dubliniensis CD36, 2820 nucleotides long. Its product is annotated as ubiquitin-specific protease. NCBI's taxonomy places the organism in Eukaryota, Fungi, Ascomycota, Pichiomycetes, Serinales, Debaryomycetaceae. Gene Ontology annotation, biological process: protein deubiquitination. Gene Ontology annotation, molecular function: cysteine-type deubiquitinase activity. The record is from RefSeq and is a predicted model, not a curated record. The transcript has a single exon. Bases 1 to 2820 code for a protein of 939 amino acids.